GCCUUCACUCGUCAAGAGACCCAAAUUGGCAGAAGCCUCCUCUCUCUCACACACACGCUCCAUCUUCCCGACCGCCCGCCCGCCAUGUGGAAGCGCGCCGCCUCCGCCCUCCUGCUCGCCCGCCGUUCCGCCCUCGCCGUUGCCGCCCACCGCGCCCCGUCGAUCUCGGCAUCCGCCGACGUUUCCCCCCUCCGCCGAGGGCCUGCCUUCUUCUCCACCCUCGAUGCGGGGCAGGUGAGGACGCGGGUGGAGGACGUGAUGCCGAUCGCCACGGGGCUCGAGCGCGAGGAGAUCGAGGCCGAGCUCCAGGGGAAGAAGAGGUUCGAUAUGGACGCUCCUGUCGGGCCAUUCGGCACCAAGGAAGCUCCUGCUGUUAUUCAGUCAUACUUUGACAAAAGGAUUGUUGGUUGCCCGGGUGGCGAAGGAGAGGAUGAGCAUGAUGUUUUAUGGUUUUGGUUGGAGAAAGGCAAGCCACAUGAGUGCCCAGUCUGCACUCAGUAUUUCAAGCUUGAGGUUAUAGGAGGAGGAGGAAACCCUGAUGGACACGACGAUGACGACGACCACUAUCAUCAUUGAGGUUGCAGAGGGCAUCAUAGAAAUGAAACACACUGGUGCCCAUGAGUUCUUUUUUUAAUCUUUACGGAAUGCUUUGAAGCUGUGGAUCGGAGAACCUCAGCUAUUUUUGCCUUAAGAUUGUCAAUGAGUUUGCUGCCCUCGCUUGUCAUGUCUUUGGAAAUAUAGUUUUUCUUUUCAGAGAAUUGGUCGUGCGAAUAAUGUGAUUCAUUAAACAGUGAUGUCCCUUUCCUUUUCUCAAACCUCUGGUUGAAUCAAGAUAGGAUAAUUUGUUAUCAGAGCAAUACUCUCCCCUGGUCUGUACAUUUUGAAGAUACAUUGUUUCGUCACCAAGUUUGUUGAUGAUAA
Molecule: messenger RNA, 921 nt
Organism: Brachypodium distachyon (stiff brome)
Lineage: Eukaryota; Viridiplantae; Streptophyta; Magnoliopsida; Poales; Poaceae
Product: putative cytochrome c oxidase subunit 5b-like
Exons: 6
Coding region: 85-576 (163 amino acids)
Biological process (GO): mitochondrial electron transport, cytochrome c to oxygen
Cellular component (GO): mitochondrial envelope
Source: RefSeq, a predicted model, not a curated record